Molecule: messenger RNA, 4861 nt
Organism: Haliotis rufescens (red abalone)
Lineage: Eukaryota; Metazoa; Mollusca; Gastropoda; Lepetellida; Haliotidae
Product: helicase-like transcription factor
Exons: 24
Coding region: 304-3675 (1123 amino acids)
Molecular function (GO): ATP-dependent chromatin remodeler activity; ATP binding
Source: RefSeq, a predicted model, not a curated record
CAUAGACGUCAAGGCCUUCCCGGAAAUGAAAGUCUAUUUGAGCCUGAUCAACGCUCAUGUGUUCCCACCACAGGUGAGUCUUGAAGAGUUGACACUGUGAAGGGAUGACCGUGACCCCUCCUUCUGAGUGAAGUGACCAUAGAUUCGUAUCAGUGCAGUAUCAGUGCACCAGAAGAGUUGGCGAAGUCCCACCUCCCCUCCUUUGGUAAUCCACUGCAGAAAUGACGACGUCAUCAUUUGAGUAAAAUUUGCCAGAAGAAGUGGAAAUCUGGAUGGUAAAGAACAGAUCGAGCUGGCUUUGACAUGGAUAUCGACCAGGUGCCACAUGGCAUCUCUCAGAUUGACCUUGCCUGGAUGAGGGAGCAGGCGAGGGAUGACUCGUCUCCUUCUGAUGAUGACUUACAGGAUGUGUCCGAUGCAGAAGUCAUGUUCGAUACUAUCACUGCCAGCUUUGAAAAGUCAUCAAUGUGCCCAAGGAUCAACAGCCACGAGUCGGUAUCACUUGUGUUUGAGGGGAAGAUCAUGGGUAGAGGAGAAAGAGUUACCAUCUUCAACGGCAGCAGCGCCCAACUCGGAACCCUCAGUCAACCUUAUGAUAUUCCAAUGGUAUCCAUCAUGGCUGAUGGCGUAGCAAGAGUUGAUGCUGUAACACUCGACCUUAAUGAGAACAGUAAAACGGUGCCUAUCCAGCUUACAUUAUACGGGGCUAUUGACAACAGAGACAGGUGCAAAACAAUCUUAAAAGCAGCUGAGGCAGCUUUUCGUACAGUAACCAAAGACAACGCCGGCAACAGCGUCGCCCAGGAACAACAUGUACCUACAGGUGUGACCACACAAGUCCCCAGUAACGUGGGUACAGGGAAUGCUAUUCCACACCCUGCAGCAGGCCAUGCAGCGUCACCCCUCGCUAGUCUGCAUUAUGACCCAUACAUACAAGUUGAUAGCCAUCGGCAGAAGUUAACACAGGAUGAGAUUAUCAGUGCUAUAGACCAGCUGUUUGAAACACUUAACGAAGGGGACAAGACAACAGAACGAGAACCAGUGGAGGCUGUGAGGACGCCCCUGUAUCCCCACCAGAAGCAAGCCCUUCACUGGAUGAUGACCCGGGAAAACGAGGAAAACCUGCCACCAUUCUGGGAGGAAACACCCAGUGGCCAUUACUCCAACAUACUUCUUAAUCACACAACAUACGAAAGACCACCUAGUAUCAGAGGAGGUAUUCUGGCCGAUGACAUGGGACUGGGAAAGACACUGGAGAUCAUUUCUCUGAUACUCACUAACUUUGUGGACAAUCGGCCACUGGCUCUUCCUGUGCCUGGAGUACCUCGAGUCAGAAGAGAAAAGGCUGUUUCAGAAAGUUACUCUAGAAUGGAACCAUCAGAAUCCAGAUCUAAGAGUGAAACCAGGGUUGCGGUCGCAAACAACAAUGAUGACAUGUUCCAGAGGUUGCAGUCAUAUCAUGAGUUCAUUGACCAGAUGGAUGAGGAGCAGCCAACAAAGAAGACAGCGUGUCCUACAAAGCUACGUUUUGGGAAGCCUGACAGUUCCAAUAUUGAGACCACAGGGACGGUGACAACAAGGCUUGAUGACAUGAGUGACGUGGGGAGCACGCCCGCCAACAGAACUAUCAAUAGCACCAUGCAGAGAAAGGCAACCAUUACAGAAUUAGUAGAGCCAACGAAUGGAAAGAGGAAAUGCUUAGUUACUGAAACGGAUUUAGUUAAUGAGAAGGAACUAUCGAAACAAAGAAAACUGCAACUUGACAGUCUCCAUUCAGAAUCAGGAUUUUCUGCUGUGUGCAAUGCACAGUCGUCCAUUCACACUGACGUAAUAAAUGUUGGCGUUUCAUCAGAUGUUGACAAACAGUCGAGAUUCAGUGGCAAUGUUGGUAGAAUGGAGGAUGAGGGUGUGGAUGCAUCACGUAAGAUCCAAAGCGACAUGUGUGGAGAGAAAUAUCAUUUUUACGAUGAACUGCCUGAUCUGGAGGACGAGGAGUUGUGUGAUGAAGGAUCUGGUGCCGAUUUUAUGACAGCUAAUCAUUGUGAUGAAAAAGGGCGAACUCUCUGUGAAAAAGGCGACCCACGUGGCACACUGAUUAUCUGUCCUCUGUGUGUCCUCAGAACCUGGCAGGAUCAGUUUGAAGAGCAUGUCCAUCCUAACAUCCACAUUGACGUUCACGUGUACCAUGGCUCGAAACGUUGUAAGGAUUCCAGUUUUAUUAAAUGCAAGGAUGUCGUAAUUACAACAUAUGGAAUUGUGCGCAGUGAAUUCAAGAAAUAUGUGAAAGGGGAGGAGGCCCCAGUGUUUACACUUAACUGGCUUCGCAUCGUCUUGGAUGAAGGACAUAUCAUCCGAAACCCAAGGGCUCUGCAAACAAAAGCUGUGCUUGCACUCAAAGCACAGCGCAAGUGGGUGCUCUCAGGUACACCCAUCCAGAACAGGAUGCUGGAUCUCUACCCGCUGGUCAGUUUCCUUAACGUGACGCCUCUCAAACAGAGGCACUGGUGGGACAGUUUGUUGGAGAAACCACUGCAACGUGGUAUCGAGAUUAUCUUUAAAAGAGUGCAACAUCUCAUGGAGAACAUCGCCAUGCGUCGUACAAAGAACACGCUCGUAAAUGGAGAGCCUCUUGUAAAACUGCCCAAGAGAGAAGUGUACAUGGAGCGAAUCAAGAUGUCGGACGAGGAGAGCCGGAGGUACAAGUUCCUAGAGGAGCGAGGGAAGAUCGUGAUAAAGCAACUUGUACGACACAAUGAAAUGGGUAGGAAAAACUACCUUGUCCUUGAGAUCAUCCUUCGUCUACGUCAAAUGAGUUGUCAUACCUACCUGGUGCCUCAGUCAUGGCUGCCACAUGAUGGCACAGAUGCAAAGAAUCGCGGUACGCUGGUGGACAGACUGCAGGUCAUCAGCGAGUCUGAUGAGGAUUGCUCUGUGUGUGUCGAAGUCCUGAAGAAUCCUGUUAUACUGCCGUGUACACAUUGCUUCUGUCGGCUAUGCAUCCUUUACACUAUAAAAUAUAUGGAGCAGACGAACAAGACUAAUGCUACAUGUCCUAUGUGCCGUGCGCCGAUAUCUCAAGAUCAGAUAAUUGAACUUCCAGCACAGCCAGAACCUCAUACCUAUGGCGACUGGAAGUCUAGUACCAAAGUGGACGCCCUGAUGAGAGCCCUGGUGAACCUGAGAAGUGAAGACCCAUCUGUAAAGAGUCUGGUAGCCUCGCAGUUCACCUCUUUCCUGACGCUCAUAGAAACGCCACUUAGAGAGCUCAAGUUCAGAUUUGUGAGACUUGAUGGCACAAUGUCUGUCCCACAACGCAUGGAAGCUGUCAAGAAGUUCUUUGACCCCGAGCCGGGAUCUCCCACCAUCUUCCUCAUCUCCAUAUGUGCGGGUGGCUUGGGUCUCAACCUGACUGCAGCGUCCAGGGUGUUCCUCAUGGAGCCGCAAUGGAACCCGGCCGUGGAGGAACAGUGUUUCGACAGAUGCCACCGCCUAGGCCAGACCAAAGACGUCAUCAUCACAAAGUUCAUCUCGGAGGACACUAUUGAGGAGCGAAUGUUGGACCUCCAGGAAAAGAAGAGGAGGAUGAUGCAGCAAGCUUUCAAGAAGCAACAGACGGCCACCGAGAGGAAGAAACAGAGGAUACGUGACCUAAAAGCUGUCAUGAACAUUGUGUGAUUGUAUCCAUGAUCGUCUGGAUAUAUUAUGCAUUUCACAUUUGAACAUUAAUCCACUGAAGACAGUUACUUUUAUGGUAAAGCUGGUCCUCUAAACAAUGCAACCAGAAAACAACUGCAGUAAACUAAGUUUUUAAGAAGGUACCACUUAUUUUAGUUCGUUAUGACCGUAGUAUGUUAAAAGCAUAUGUACAGCAGAAGGCCGAGGCCAAAAAAUACGUUCACUUUAUCCGCCAGUUGGUAAAAGCAUGUACGUUAUAAACAUUGUUUACAUUGCUUUGUACAAAUACAAAGAUACAAAAAUGUAAUUAAAUAUUAUGAAGUAUUUAAAUAUAUUGCAUUUUCAAAUUAUAGUCAAUAGACUUAAAUGCGUUUUUACUCAUCCUUCGAUACAUUCAGUAACCCUGAUCUCUAUUUAAUACAAAACAGCUGUAACACAUAAGAAUACCCACCCAACUUCAGUUCCUGUUCUCUAAUUAUAUACAUCCAACACAAUAGAAGUCUUAUGUCAAACUAUACAUAAUUACUAGUAUAUGCUACCGUUUUGCAAACAACUGGGAUCAUUACCAUUUGAGACUUAUUUAUGAACACAUGCUCAUGAUAUAGUCAGAAUCGUACAAUCAACUCUGUUUGAGCAGAGAUUUCUAUUGGAUGUGGAAAGGGUCUUGUCGUUUUAUUUACUGUAUUUUAUGCUUGUAAUACAUUAGCAAUGGAGAUUCCAAGAGAGAAUAGGUAGGAUCCCGGAUCCCAUACUCACCGUAUGACUUUAAUGACGAUAGGGUUCGGUGGUAACAGCGUGUACCUUUGCACAUUCUUCUCUAUUAACAGCACUGUGGCCCCGUUAUUCACAGGCCGACUCUGUGGUCUGGUGGUAGCGCGUCUGCCUGGAGAGCGGAAGGUCCAGUGUUCGAUCCCCGUCAUACUAAAUGUAGGGGUAGGAGAAAGCGAUGUAAUGAGAUAUUCUUAGUUGUAUGCACAGAACAUGUGUUUAUAUCUCCCUUUGUAAGAAAACAUGAUUUGUUGUGAUGAAAGCACGUGGUGGAGAAUUUGGCAAACUGCGAUGUUUCAAUGUAAAUGAAGAGGAACCAUGGAGUUCACGGAGUUAACGAUGAGUAGCUAUAUUUGAUGUGUGAUGUGCGAUGGCUCCCGUAUUUGACAUGCAUCUGAAUAAAUCCUCGAACUUUGAA